Messenger RNA from Mesorhabditis spiculigera, 560 nucleotides. Lineage: Eukaryota; Metazoa; Nematoda; Chromadorea; Rhabditida; Rhabditidae. The record is from the annotation of a GenBank genome assembly.
AUGAACAGACUGCCACCCGAUUCUGAAGAGAAGACGGCUAUUCGUGAUUUGCGCACGAUCCUUCCUGAGAUCAAGCCUCUCAGCGAUAGCUACGUGUUGCGGUGGUUGCGAUCGAAGAAUGGACGCUUCGACGAGACGGCCGACUCCUUGAAGAAACACGUCAUUUUCCGUAAAGCCUGGGAGCUCGACUGCAUCGAAGAAUGGGAAGCGCCAGAGUGCCUCGAAAAAUACUGUGGCUAUGGUUUCCUGCCAGAUAAAGACGGCAAUCCGAUAUUGAUGUCGCUGCUUGGAAACUGCGAUGUGGAAGGUAUGCUGAAGUCGGUCGCUUCACUGGACUACAUCAAAUUUUCGUUAGCAGCUAUUGAGAAAGGGAUGAAACUUUGCGAGCUGCGAGCGGUCCAGACUGGCCAUGAAUGGGAGCAGAUGAUGUUGGUGUUUGACUUGGAUCACGUGUCAACGGCCCACUUCGGAAGUCGCCAAUUCGCAUCCGCUUUUACGACGCUAUGCAUGCUUUUUCAGGAGCAUUACCCGCUAGUCUUAUCCAAGAUUCUGAUCAUAAG